This is a messenger RNA of Saccharomyces cerevisiae S288C, 4074 nucleotides long. RefSeq names its product Rav1p (gene RAV1). The record is from RefSeq and is marked reviewed. NCBI's taxonomy places the organism in Eukaryota, Fungi, Ascomycota, Saccharomycetes, Saccharomycetales, Saccharomycetaceae. The transcript has a single exon. Bases 1 to 4074 code for a protein of 1357 amino acids. Gene Ontology annotation, cellular component: endomembrane system.
AUGUCAUUGAACUUUCUUCCAGGACGCCCCAAUGCUACCCCUCAGACAGCUUGUCAAGCAACAUGGCAAAAUCAUACCAUCUUUGCAUAUUGUUCAGGGAAUAAUUUAAUCAUACUUACCAACAAAUUCACUAGGUUACAGACCAUAUAUACACAAUCAGACUGUACUGCGGUCGAUAUUAACAGCCAGAAUGGAUUCAUUGCCCUUUCCUUCCACAAUAGGGUGCUCAUCUACAAGCCCAUUCAUCAAAUUAUGCAGAAUCCCAAGUGGACCCAAUGUUGCCAGUUGUUCCAUGAUGACACGCCAGUAAACUGCCUAAGAUGGUCUUCUGAUAAUGAGUUAGCCAUUGGAUCUGAUUUUCUUUCUUUUUGGAAAAUUAAGGAUAAUUUUGGUGUGUAUCAACCUAUUUUGCAGUGGAACCAAAAACAGCCUAAACCUGUUUAUAAUGUGAUUAUAUCACAAGAUUCGCAGCUGAUAGUCAGUAUUGGGAAGUACGACUGUAAUGCUAAACUAUGGAAGCGUGUUUCAAUAGUCGGAGAACAAGCCAUCUUUAACCUUACUAUGUUGCCUCAUCCGAAACCUAUAACUGCAAUGCGGUGGAAAAAAGAGCCAGACCAGGUGAGUAAAAACAACACUGCCUCUCAUGCUCUUUAUACGCUGUGUGAAGAUAAAGUUCUGAGAAUAUGGUCUUGUUUUGAAAUGGAGAAAAACCAUACUGUGCAAAUAUGGGGUGAAGUGCCUCUUUCCCCCACGCAGAAGUUCUGCGUGAUAAUAGACAAUUGGAUCAUUAGGCAAACUCUCAGUGUGAAAGACUCGGAAAUCUUUGAUAUAUCUGACUCAGACAUUGUUAUUCUGGGUUCAAUGACUGGGGAAAUGGAAGUUUUGGCUUUGAAUAAUCUUUCCCAAGAUCCUCCAAAACCAAUGACUAAAAAGACCAUUUCCCAUAAAAAAGUCAAGAAAGCAACUAUGCUAAACGAUACAAGAUAUUUGUACCUCCCCGAAAUACAACCCUAUGACAAUGUGAAGGGCAAACUUUCUUUUCUCGUCCACGAUUUACAAGGUGUAAUCAGACAUUUACUAAUCGACAUUCUGCAGCUUAUAAACAAUAAAACCGAAGAUCUGAGUGCCGCUUUAGAGCACAAAUUUACGGGACAUAACAAAUCUGUGCAGAAGUUGGUAAGAAGCAGCGACGGCGAAGCUUUAUUAACCACUUCGAGAUUCUCAGAAAAUGGCGUUUGGUACCCACAAAAGUUAAACCAUGGGGUUUCACUGCGGUUACAAAAUACAAUACAAACAGAAUCUCCCAUAAAAUUUGCAGUUGUACAUGAGUUGGGUAAACAGGUCAUCUGUCUUCUCGAAAAUGGGGCUUUACAAGCCUGGGAAUGUCCAACGAAUCGUAAGGAGGACAGUGAACAGAAGCAAUCAUAUUUACGUGUGGAAACGAGACUGAAAGAGGAGAAAAAAAUCCAUCCAAUAGUUAUGUUAAAUACACCUGAGCCAAAGCAUAGUCAUGAGCGUCAUUUCACCGCGUUAAUAUUCUCUGAUGGUUCAAUCAAAGCUUUUGAAGUCUCUUUAACACGUGGUAUUUUUGAAGUAAAGUCUGAUUCAUUAGAUAUCGAUGGUGACGACAUAUACAAGAUCUCCAUUAUUGACCCUGUACAUCAAACUUUUGUGAGUAACAGGCCUUUGAUUUCUUUGAUUACUAAAAAAGGUCUUACCAGAACGUAUAAAGCCAUCGUUAAUUAUAAUGAUAGGCAUGUCCAAUGGAUCAAGGCAUGUGAAAUUAACACCGGAAUAAUGAAUUGUACAUGUAUUAGAGGAUCAUCUACAGGUAAGUUAUGUAUUGUUAAUUCUACUGGUAAAGUAAUGUCACUAUGGGACCUGAACAGGGGAGUUCUUGAAUACGAAGAAACAUUUCAUAAUCCUAUCGAGGAUAUAGAUUGGACAAGCACGGAAUAUGGCCAAAGCAUUGUCUCUAUCGGAUUUACAGGAUACGCUUUACUUUAUACUCAAUUAAGGUAUGAUUACACGAACAACACACCUAGUUACCUACCUAUUGAAAAAAUUGAUAUCACAGCACAUACAGCUCAUAAUAUAGGUGACUCCGUAUGGAUGAAAAAUGGCACGUUUGUUGUUGCUUCCGGAAAUCAAUUUUACAUCAAGGAUAAAUCUCUGGAUUUGACUGAUCCAUUUACGUACCAAUCAAUUGGUUCAAGAAAAAUUUUAUCAAAUGAUAUUCUCCAUUUAAGUAGUGUUUUAAAUGGUCCACUUCCAGUUUAUCAUCCACAAUUUUUGAUUCAAGCCAUUUAUGCGAAUAAGUUACAACUUGUCAAGGAGCUGUUAUUAAGAUUGUUUUUAGCGUUAAGAAAAUUAGACUUUGAAUCGCAAGAUGUAUCUAAUUUGGAUUCCAAUCUAGGAAUGGAUCCAUUAAAGUACUUUAUUGCUAAAGAUAGAGACUAUCCGGUCGAAUCUUUCCCUGAUCCAUACCCCUGUUUCAAUAAGACAGUGUCUCUAGCACUUACUGAGCAACUAACGAAAACAACUUUGCCUUAUCUAACCCGCCACCAGCAGAUCACGCUUAUCACAGUCAUUGAAGCAGUGGAUGAAGUCACCAAAAAUGAGAAUAUAGUAGAUUACAACGGUGUUAGGUUCUUGUUGGGCGUGAAGUUAUUUUUAUCACAUAAAAAUAUUCAAAAAAGCAUAUUGAUGAGGGAUGUGUCUUGGGCAUUGCACUCAGACAAUAAAGAAAUAUUAUUAUCUUCUAUUGACCGCCACAUAACCUCAUGGAAUCGCGCUCGAGAAUAUAGAAUAGCCUAUUGGAUUAAGGAGCAGGACUUGGUGAAGAAAUUCGAGGAUAUUGCAAAAUAUGAAUUUUCCAAAGAUGAUAAGAGGGAUCCAAGCCGUUGUGCUAUUUUUUAUCUUGCGUUGAAGAAAAAACAGAUACUAUUGAGCUUGUGGAAGAUGGCUAUUGGUCAUCCUGAGCAGCAAAAGAUGGUUAGAUUUAUCAGUAAUGAUUUCACUGUACCGAGGUGGAGAACGGCAGCACUCAAAAAUGCUUUUGUUCUGCUAAGUAAGCAUAGAUAUAUGGAUGCAGCAGUUUUCUUUCUCUUAACUGACUCUCUAAAAGAUUGUGUCAACGUUCUUUGCAAGCAAGUGCAUGAUAUGGAUUUGGCAAUCGGUGUAUGUCGUGUUUAUGAAGGUGAUAAUGGACCCGUGUUGGGAGAGCUAUUGACAGCGCAAAUGCUACCUGAAACAAUAAAGGAGAAUGAUAGAUGGAAAGCAAGUUUCAUUUACUGGAAAUUGAGAAAGCAGGAAGUGGCUAUUAAAGCUUUGCUGACUGCUCCGAUUGAUUUAGAAAACAACUCAAGCAUUGUUGAUAAGGAAGUCUGUGUUAACAGAUCAUUCCUUGUUGAAGACCCUGCUUUGCUCUAUCUAUACAAUCACCUGAGAAACAGAAACUUGAAGUAUUUCAUUGGAUCUCUAAAUGUUGAAGCAAAAAUCGAGUGUACUCUGAUCUUAAGAGUUACUGAUAUUCUUUGCCGAAUGGGUUGCAAUUACCUGGCGGUUUCACUUGUGAAGAAUUGGAAGUUCAUCGAAAGAAAUUCCAUACCAGUUCAGAAGCUAUUAAAGAGCCCCACCAAGGAUAGAGCAUAUUCUGCUAUUGGCGCCAUGGCGUCUGAACCAAUUUCUACUGCUAGGAUGAGGCCCAGUCUUUUUGAUAAGUUUGGCUCGCCAAGUGCUUCAGAUAUAGAGUCACCUAAUCCAAAGUUACCAAAUAGCUUAUUAGACGACUUCUUGCAACCACCACCAAAUAGCACUUCUUCAAAUUCCCUCGCUCAAAGUUCUUCUUCUGCACCUAGAAGUAUACUGGAUGAGUUCGUCUCUCCUUCAUAUUCUCAGCAUAAAGAGAAUUUAACUCCAAAAGCGCCAAACGACUCUGUGGGUGAAACAGACAACUCAGAAAAUAGGAAAGAUAAACUCUCUAAGGACAUAUUAGAUGAUCUUUCAUCACAAAAGCCACAGAAGCCAAAAAAAUCUGCUAUUACCAAGAACUUACUAGAUGACUUUGUAUGA